AUGGCGCCACAGAGCUUCCUCAUCGUGCUUGCUGUCGUCUUGUCGUUCGCCGGUCCGGCGGUAGUAGUGGUGGUCGGACAGCCCUACAUCCCUUUAGGGCCCUACUGCUCGACGACGGGCAACUUCACCACCGCCAGCGAUUACCAGGUAAACCUCGGCGACCUCAUGUCCUCCCUCCCCCAGAGCGCCAUCGCGAACCGAGGCUUCGACAAGGGCACCUCCGGCCAGGCGCCAGAUGAGGUGUUUGGGCUCAUCAUGUGCUACGCCGACCGGAACUGGACCCAGUGCCAGAACUGCCUCCGAGCCGCGGCCGCCGGGGUCCAGCAGAUCUGUCCAUUCAGCCGGGAGAUGAAGGCUUGCUACGACGCCUGCGUCGUCCAGUACUCCAACGUGUCCUUCUUCUCCGUCGCCGACCUGACCGUGGCGUUCUACGUUUGGGUCGACGCCUUCGUCACCGACAUGGCCGCCAUGAACGCUACACGGUGGAGCCUGAUGACCCGGCUCGCGGAGGAGGCCGCCGGCAACGGCAACUCGCUGCGUCUGGCGAACGGGAGCCAAGCGUACACGGACUCGCAGGGCAGCUCACACGUGAUGUACGGGCUGGCACAGUGCACCAGGGACCUCAACGGCAGCGAGUGCGCCAGGUGCCUCGCCAAGUUCGUCGCGGAGCUGUCGAGCUCGCACCCAAACAACACUUACGGCACCGUCAAGGGGUACAGCUGCUACGUGGCGUACAAGAUCGGGGAAAACCUCGGCAUCACCAUCCCGCCUGAUACGGCAGCGCCGCCGCGGCCACCGCCGUCGCGGCCACCGCCGUCGCCGACGACUGUGCAAGACACGGAGGAGGAGUACGCCACCGUGCACCUGGUGCAGUGGGUAUGGGAAUGCUACGGCCAAGGUAGGAUCCUCGACGCAGCGGACGCACGGCUGGACAGAGAACAACUCGACGGCGAGGAGAUGGAGCGCGUGAUGGUCACCGCGCUCUGGUGCGCGCACCCUGACCGCGCCCUGAGGCCAUCCAUCAGGCAGGCGGUCAACGUGCUGCGGUGCGAGGCGCCUCUGCCGUGCCUCCCCGCGAACAUGCCGGUCGCGACGUUCUUGCCACCGCUCAGUCGCCUCCAGGCUGAAUCUGGGGCUGUCACCGGUAGCAGUAGUGGCAGCGCUGGCACCACGCGUUCAAGCAUCGCAACGGAGGCUUCCUCCUUGCUGAGAUGA
Miscanthus lutarioriparius is the source of this 1215-nucleotide messenger RNA. Lineage: Eukaryota; Viridiplantae; Streptophyta; Magnoliopsida; Poales; Poaceae. The record is from the annotation of a GenBank genome assembly.